This is a messenger RNA of Bicyclus anynana (squinting bush brown), 1404 nucleotides long. RefSeq names its product acyl-CoA Delta-9 desaturase. Gene Ontology annotation, cellular component: endoplasmic reticulum membrane. Gene Ontology annotation, molecular function: stearoyl-CoA 9-desaturase activity; iron ion binding. Bases 166 to 1194 code for a protein of 342 amino acids. The transcript is spliced from 5 exons. The record is from RefSeq and is a predicted model, not a curated record. NCBI's taxonomy places the organism in Eukaryota, Metazoa, Arthropoda, Insecta, Lepidoptera, Nymphalidae. Gene Ontology annotation, biological process: unsaturated fatty acid biosynthetic process.
ACAUAACCGCUUCGUCGUUCAUUCAAUCAACAGUUCGUGCAAUUUUUGCCAGUUCACAAUUAAAUUCACGUGCAUUAUAACCAACAAAUAAUUUAGACUAAUUCUUAAAUUAAACAUAUCAGUGACCACUGUUAACGUGCUUUAUUAUAGUGCAAUAUUAUCACAAUGCCACCACAGGGCCAGCAGCAGGGGUCGUGGGUUCUGUAUGAAUCGGAUUUGAACAAAGACGCCACACCACCGCCCCUCGUGCCGCCCUCUGCCGAAAAAAGAAAAUGGAAGAUAGUUUGGAGAAACGUCAUACUGUUUAUGCUCCUCCAUUUAGGAGGUCUAUAUGGAGCAUACCUGUUUUUAACACAAGCCAUGUGGACUACACGGAUAUUUACGGUGCUACUGUACCUGUCAUCCGGUCUCGGGAUAACAGCGGGAGCUCACCGUCUUUGGGCGCACAAGUCGUACAAAGCUAAGCUUCCGCUUCGAAUGUUGCUCACCUUAUUCAACACCCUCGCGUUCCAGGACUCUGUACUCGAUUGGGCACGAGACCACCGAAUGCACCACAAGUACUCAGAAACCGAUGCUGACCCUCACAAUGCAACACGAGGGUUCUUCUUCUCCCACGUCGGCUGGUUGCUUGUGAGGAAACACCCUGAGAUCAAAGCGAAAGGACACACCAUUGAUAUGAGCGACCUCUGGGCUGAUCCUGUGCUGCGAUUCCAGAAAAAGUACUACCUGAUACUUAUGCCAUUGGUUUGCUUCAUCCUACCAACAUACAUACCAACUCUAUGGGGAGAAUCAUUAUGGAAUGCCUAUUUUGUGAGCGCAAUCUUCCGAUACGUUUACGUCCUAAACGUUACCUGGUUGGUCAAUUCGGCAGCUCACAAAUGGGGCAGCAAGCCGUAUGACAAAUUCAUCAACCCUGUAGAAACCAAGUCAGUAUCACUGGUUGUACUUGGAGAGGGUUUCCACAAUUACCAUCAUACAUUCCCAUGGGACUAUAAGACCGCUGAACUGGGGAAUUACUCAUUAAACUUCUCAAAACUGUUUAUUGAUACUAUGGCUAAAAUCGGUUGGGCAUACGAUCUGAAAACAGUGUCACCAGAUGUUAUUGAGAAGAGGGUGAAGAGGACAGGAGACGGCACGCACCAAGAAUGGGGCUUCGAAGAAUUACAUAAAGAAUUACAUGAACAUUCACAGUAGAUAUUUGUGUAACUUGUAAAAAAUCUUGGUACAAAAUGACAAAUCCAGAACGGAUUAUUAGAUAUGCUUUGCAAUAUCCUAUGUGUAGAGACAUUUUGACUGUGACGGAUAAUGUGAUAUUUAAGAAUAUUUAAAGUUUGAUUAUUACUUAUUAAAUAUUUGUAUGGAAAAUUAGGAAAAUGUUAAAAAUAGAUUGUUAGAAAUAUAUAA